Funneliformis mosseae is the source of this 311-nucleotide messenger RNA. The record is from the annotation of a GenBank genome assembly. NCBI's taxonomy places the organism in Eukaryota, Fungi, Glomeromycota, Glomeromycetes, Glomerales, Glomeraceae.
CAGAGUUUGCCAAUUAUGAGAAAGAAGAUAUUAACCUAGAAGAAAGAAAGAAACACGCAAUUUCCAAACAGAAGAAAGCUACAAUAGCAAUUCUACAUGUGUUGGGUAAUACUUUGGUUGCCAAAGAUCUAACACAGGCGAGAGGUUUAGUAAUUGAACAAUCUGACGCGAUGAGUGGCGGUGGUCAUAAAGUAUCUAAAAGCGCUAUGAGCUCGAGAUUUACUUCUGAAGUAACAUCCGAGACAAUAGCGAAAUUGGAAAAAGACCGUGUCCACUUUGAAAUGCAAUGUAAAAGAACCUUGGAUCUUUAG